Neomonachus schauinslandi (Hawaiian monk seal) is the source of this 3441-nucleotide messenger RNA. RefSeq names its product forkhead box P1 (gene FOXP1). NCBI's taxonomy places the organism in Eukaryota, Metazoa, Chordata, Mammalia, Carnivora, Phocidae. Gene Ontology annotation, molecular function: DNA-binding transcription repressor activity, RNA polymerase II-specific; RNA polymerase II cis-regulatory region sequence-specific DNA binding. Gene Ontology annotation, cellular component: nucleus. Bases 197 to 2224 code for a protein of 675 amino acids. The record is from RefSeq and is a predicted model, not a curated record. The transcript is spliced from 20 exons. Gene Ontology annotation, biological process: regulation of transcription by RNA polymerase II.
GGUGGAUGUGAUGCUUGCUGGCCAAAAGGUGUCCCUCCGUGUGUUGCAGUCCUGUGGCAUCAUGCAUGCCCCCAACCAGUGACCCUCAGGCUUUUUAUGGCUGUGAGACACGUUAAAAGUUCAGGGGUAAGAAGUGACCUUUUGAGGUGACUAUACCUGAAGAUUGCUUUCCAGAAGCCAAAAAGGUUUUUGAGUCAUGAUGCAAGAAUCUGGGACUGAGACAAAAAGUAACGGUUCAGCCAUCCAGAACGGGUCGAGCGGCAGCAACCAUUUGCUCCAGUGUGCCAGUCUUCGCGAGGGGCGGUCCAACGGGGAGACGCCGGCUGCGGACGCGGGGGCCGCCGAGCUCGUGCACGUGCAGCAGCAGCAGCAGGCACUUCAAGUGGCCAGACAGCUUCUCCUUCAGCAGCAACAGCAGCAGCAAGUUAGUGGAUUAAAAUCUCCCAAGAGGAAUGACAAACAACCAGCCCUUCAGGUUCCCGUGUCAGUGGCUAUGAUGACACCUCAAGUUAUCACUCCCCAGCAAAUGCAGCAGAUCCUCCAGCAACAAGUGCUGAGCCCUCAGCAGCUCCAGGUCCUCCUCCAGCAACAGCAGGCCCUCAUGCUCCAACAGCAGCAGCUUCAAGAGUUUUAUAAAAAACAACAGGAACAGUUGCAGCUUCAACUUUUACAACAACAACAUGCUGGAAAACAGCCUAAAGAGCAGCCGCAGGUGGCCACCCAGCAGCUGGCCUUUCAGCAGCAACUCCUCCAGAUGCAGCAGCUGCAACAGCAGCACCUCCUGUCUUUACAGCGCCAAGGCCUUCUUACCAUUCAGCCAGGGCAGCCUGCCCUUCCCCUCCAGCCGCUCGCUCAAGGCAUGAUUCCAACAGAACUGCAGCAGCUCUGGAAAGAAGUGACAAGUGCUCAUUCUGCAGAAGAAACCACAGGCAGCAAUCACAGCAGUUUGGAUCUGACCACGACAUGUGUCUCCUCCUCUGCACCUUCCAAGACCUCCUUAAUAAUGAACCCACAUGCCUCUACCAAUGGACAGCUCUCAGUCCACACUCCCAAAAGGGAAAGUUUGUCCCAUGAGGAGCAUCCCCAUAGUCAUCCUCUCUAUGGACAUGGUGUAUGCAAGUGGCCAGGCUGUGAAGCAGUUUGUGAAGAUUUCCAAUCAUUCCUAAAACAUCUCAACAGCGAGCAUGCGCUGGACGAUAGAAGUACAGCUCAAUGUAGAGUACAAAUGCAGGUUGUACAGCAGUUAGAGCUACAGCUUGCAAAAGACAAAGAGCGCCUGCAAGCCAUGAUGACCCAUCUGCACGUGAAGUCUACGGAACCCAAAGCCGCCCCUCAGCCCCUGAAUCUGGUAUCAAGUGUCACACUCUCCAAGUCUGCAUCUGAGGCUUCUCCACAGAGCUUACCUCACACUCCAACGACCCCAACCGCCCCCAUCACUCCUGUCACCCAAGGCCCCUCCGUCAUCACCACCACCAGCAUGCAUACGGUGGGACCCAUCCGCAGGCGGUACUCAGACAAAUACAACGUGCCCAUUUCUUCAGAUAUUGCGCAGAACCAAGAAUUUUAUAAGAACGCAGAAGUUAGACCACCAUUUACAUAUGCAUCUUUAAUUAGGCAGGCCAUUCUCGAAUCUCCAGAAAAGCAGCUAACACUAAAUGAAAUCUAUAACUGGUUCACAAGAAUGUUUGCUUACUUUCGACGCAAUGCGGCCACAUGGAAGAAUGCAGUGCGUCAUAAUCUUAGUCUUCACAAGUGUUUUGUGCGAGUAGAAAACGUUAAAGGGGCAGUAUGGACAGUGGAUGAAGUAGAAUUCCAAAAACGAAGGCCACAAAAGAUCAGUGGUAACCCUUCCCUUAUUAAAAACAUGCAGAGCAGCCACGCCUAUUGUACACCCCUCAAUGCAGCUUUACAGGCUUCAAUGGCUGAGAAUAGUAUACCUCUAUACACUACCGCUUCCAUGGGAAAUCCCACUCUGGGCAACUUAGCCAGCGCAAUACGGGAAGAACUGAACGGGGCAAUGGAACAUACCAACAGCAACGAGAGUGACAGCAGUCCGGGCAGAUCCCCUAUGCAAGCCGUGCAUCCUGUGCACGUCAAAGAAGAACCGCUCGAUCCAGAGGAAGCUGAAGGGCCUCUGUCCUUAGUGACAACAGCCAACCACAGUCCAGAUUUUGACCACGACAGAGAUUACGAAGACGAACCAGUAAAUGAGGACAUGGAGUGAACGUCUCUGGGCGGGGGCCAGCCCAAGAACGAAGAUUGGGGGAAAAAAACAAAAAAACAAAAAACAAAAACAAAACAAACAAAAAACAAAACACGUCAAAAGUUAGCAGUGAAAUUGUUCUCCAUUUGUUGUACAGUCUGGAGAAUUUUCACUACAUUUUGACAACUCUGAAACGUGUUAACUCUUAGUGCCAUCAAGAAUCCCAUUUGGGAGUAUUUUUGAUUUUUCUACUUUUUGUUGAAAAAAGGAAUUUGUACUCUGUGCAUUGGAUGGACUUGUUUGGUACUUGGGAUUUUCCGCUCUUAACAGUCAACAUCAGUGUUGUAAAUUUGCUAAACUGAUUCACUUUUAGCAGCAGACUUUGAACUGCAGUCCUGCCGACGUCGGACACUGAGGACACCCAGCUGAGCAUGUGCACCUAAGCCGCAGACCAAGCCUCUGCCCGGAAUUUAAGGAUUCCAACGGACGACCGAUUUGCACAGUACUGCAUGUUGAUUAUCACUGCCUUUACUCUUUUUUUUUUUUUUUUGGUUCGUUUUUGUUUUCGUUUUCGUUUUCGUUUUGCUUCCAGUUGGGAUGGGGAAGGCCUUUGUGUGUGUAUUGGGGGGAGGGGGUUAAAAAGUAAUUAUCCCAAACUUUUUAAUGUAUUGCUUUUUUUUUUUUUUUUUUGCUUCUACUAUACCAUUUUAAGUUCUGACCUCAGGCCUCCAUUUGGGCCCACGGCCUCCUGGAGGCUUCAAGUUUUCUGUACCUUGUGAUGAAUGUUAAUAGGUGUUUUUAUUAUACAAAAGCUGAAUGUCAUUUCUCGUUCGUAGUUUUCUGUCACUCAUUCCAGUUUCCUUCAGACAUAACCACGUUUUCUCCAAAGUCCGAAAACAUUCCGUUUUGGUCUUUUUCAAAAAAGGUCCCAAAUGCUGCACUCUACACAUGAAGGUCCUCUCACACAGACGUGAAGUCCUGCCAGAAAGAGAAUGAAUGACAGAAAAAAAAAAAAAAAAAAAUAGAGACACCCUAGGAACAACGCAGAUUCAUUCCACGAAGCAGUAUUGGAGGCGGGAAGGGGGUUGUUUCAGGUUUGGUUUCAGUUUUUUGGUUUUUGGUGUUUUCUAUUUUGCAGCUACCAUCAUGGUUAAGCAUUGCCCCAGCACAAGGAAACCUAGGCAUCGCUCCCCCCCACCCCCUAAGAUCUCCUGCUAGACCCCCCCAGUGUGGCCGUG